CAAUACUCCAGCUCUCCAACAGCAGGUAAGCGCAGUGACGUUUCUUCCGGUCAAAGAGGAAAGCCACGUCACAUCUAGGAGCGCCAUAGAAGUUGUUUGAUUGAUGGAGUUGGGUCCUCCAGGCCUGCGUGGCGGUAGUGAGCUACGGGUACCUUUAACCGGGAAGGGGGUUGCGCUCCGUAGGAGUGGCUCCUAUGGUUCGACAUCGCCUCACCCGGCGUAAACGAAGGCGGCCAAGCUAGAUGGUACUUGAACACGGCAGCUAACAUUGGAGAUUUGCAUUUCCAAAGGAAGAGAUAUUUAGUUAUCUCGUCUUUGAGCCAGACCCUACCGCCAUGGCUCUUUACGAAUAUGUCACUCAGGAGCAGCUUGCGGGCUUCGACAAAUAUAAGUACAGCGCAGUGGACUCGAAUCCCCUGUCCAUCUACGUCAUGCAUCCUUUCUGGAACCUUGUUGUGAAGUUUCUACCCACAUGGUUGGCACCAAACCUCAUUACAUUUACAGGCUUUAUGUUCCUUGUGUUGAACUUCCUCAUGUUGGCCUUCUACGACUUUGACUUCAAUGCAUCUUCUGCAGGAUACCAACACGUGCCUAGUUGGGUCUGGGUUGCAGCGGGGAUCUUCAACUUCUUAGCCUAUACACUUGAUGGUGUUGAUGGCAAACAGGCACGUCGCACCAACUCUUCCACACCGCUAGGGGAGCUUUUUGACCACGGUCUGGACAGCUGGGCCUGUGUCUUCUUUGUGGCCACUGUAUACUCUAUAUUUGGGCGUGCGGAGAGUGGUGUCGGUGUGGUCACACUUUUUUACAUACUGUGGGUGGUGCUGUUCUCCUUCAUACUGUCCCACUGGGAGAAAUAUAACACUGGCAUCUUGUUUCUGCCUUGGGGAUAUGAUAUCAGCCAAGUGACAAUCUCCCUUGUUUACUUGGUUACUGCUGCUGUGGGUGUGGAAACCUGGUACCAGCCAGUUAUUUUUCACCUUCUCUACAGAGACCUCUUCACCUUUAUGAUCAUUGCUUGUUCCUUCACUGUGACCUUACCUAUGAGCCUCUACAACGUCCUCAAGGGUUACAGGAAUAACACACUGAAGCACAGCAGCCUGUAUGAAGGUUUACUGCCUUUCCUCUCGCCGUUUCUUCUGUUUGUGCUGUCCACCAUUUGGGUGAUCUACUCUCCAUCCAACAUCCUGGAGCUGCAGCCCAGGAUCUUCUACCUCAUGGUGGGGACAGCUUUUGCCAACGUCACGUGUAAGCUGAUUGUGUGUCAAAUGAGUAACACACGCUGCCAGCCACUGAGCAUACUGUUACUGCCCAUGACAGCAGUGGUGGUGUUAGCCAUCACCAGGGUCUUCACCAACGAGACGCUUCUGCUUUAUUUGUGGACAGCUGCUGUCGUAUUAGCGCACAUACACUACGGCGUGUCUGUGGUAAAACAGCUCAGUAACCACUUCAACAUCUUUGCCUUCUCCCUCAAGAAGCCCAACAGCGACUGACAGGAGGAGGAACGAAUCGGCUUGAAAGGAGCAGAGGUUUAAGCUUCUCUUCUCCUCUGCUUACCGACACUUCACUUUCAUCACCGCGGAAACUGCAUCCCCUCCAUCCAUGACAACACUGCAAUUGGAAAGGACUAGGGUUUUCUUUUUCCAGUGUCUUCAAAAACACACAGUCACUCUGAGCACGCACGCUCACACUUCCCCUAACCUAUCCACCAACCAAACUCUGGUGUCAGCGGUGUGGUGGGCCCAGGGGCUCUGGCUUCCGUCACUGAUGAUUGGCCAACUUGGUUGAGCCAAUGAGGUGCAAUUGUUUCCUACGGAAAUGUGCUUCAGUCGCGAGGACAGGAGCCAAGACGAGCCAUGCAAAGAUAAACACUCGCAUCGUUUGUUCUGCUAUCUUUCGUGAGGGCCCUCAUUGUCCCAGCGCUGUGCCCAGACCGCCCCCCUCUUAUAUUGUCCAUAACAAGUCAAUGCCUAACCCUUAACCGCACACGUUUCUACUCCAGGCCUCCACCUCACACAGCCUGUCUUCUAAGUUCCGACUCAAAGUGAGGAAAGGCAGAAAUUCCCCUCACUCCCGAGGUCUUCACAAAGAUAGAUGUACAAGCUAAUUGACACAGGAAGAUGCAUUAUUCUGUUUUAAUGCAGAUGAAUAAAUACUUUGUGGCAGAUAUUUGAUUAUAGACACAGCCACAAACACACACACGUGUACUCUUAAAAGUAUUAUGAAUGUAUCGUAUGCCUUGGGGAAAUGCCAUUUCAGUUUUAUUAUAUUAACAGGAAUGCCUCAAGUAGUGUUGUUCUUGAACGUGACCAAACCAUCAAACUCUGGCCACAUGUGGCUCCACAGCUGGGUCCAGUGUUUAAGGUUCUGUCACUUUUUUUUUUUUAAAAUGAGAUGACUUAUAUAUAUAUAAAUGGUAUGUGUCAGGGGGAUUUGGGGCAUCCUUUUUUUCUAACUUAAAUGAAACUGUAAAACAUUGUACAAAUUUCCCUCUGAAGUUCACUGUCUGCGCUGUCGUCUUAGAACAGAGUUGACUAUAGAGCAAACCCAGGUGACUUUUACUAACUUUCCACUUUGACCUCUGAGCACUGGCUUCCCAACUCUACCUACUAUCUGAGGUGUCGUGUCUUCAUGCUGAUUCGUUCUUUUCUUCUUUUUUUUUAAACACUUUUUUUAAAACUGUGUUUUGGUUGUAGUUUUUAACAUUUUUUAACAUACAUCACGUCUUUUGGGGGGGGUUUGAUUCAACUGUUGCUAUGGCAAUGGUGUGUGGUAAAGUUGCGCAGCACUUGAAUGAAGAGUGGGUCCAAAAACCGCUAACGGAGCGGGCUCACUCUGAGGGAACAAGUCGUCGCACGGGACACCGCGAACUCCACAGCACCGCCUGGCUCCGUGGUCCCUCGCACUGAUACUGUCAGCGCCUCUAUUUUUGUUUUUUCUCAGCAGUGUGUCUGAUAACUUCUCGUUGCUUUUUCCGGUCCUGUAAAACACUGUUCCUCUCUUGUGAUUGUAACUAUGUAUCCAGUGUGAUAGCCAUUCAGUCAUGGCCUCGGUACUUGGAUUUUCAUCAAACUGGUUUUUAAAGCAUGCCGAGAGAAGAGGGGCAGGCUUGUUGUAGUUCAGCUCAGGUUGUUAGUUUCACCAGUUUGAGCUUCACCGUUUUUGAAAACCAGCCAAACCAGAAGAAAACCAGUAUGAGAUGUAAAGUUCUUGUUUACGGUACUUGGGGUACCUCAGUCUUUAUUGAAAGGUGGGACAGGAAGAACCAGUGAGCUGAAAAUAAAAGGACAAAACUCAACACUGAAUAAGAAUUAUAGGAAAACCUUGGACUGGGCUGAGGAACAGUCAGGCCGGUCAGGAGUUAAUGUUUGUUUGUUAUCUGACUGAAUACGAUUUACAGUCAUAGUAAGCAUCAUCUCUUUAUACAGUCUGCUUUAUUUUAAGGAUACAUAGGUAACAUGCACUGGGGAUAUAUAAACAACGCUGGUAUCAUCUCUGCAGUUUUACCACUUGUGCAGAAGUUUUGUACGUAAACUGUUACUGAGCAUCACUGAACACUGAGACCACAACACAACCUAGUUACUGUCCCUGUAUGGCUGGGAGGAACAUGGACAGCUAAGUAGGUGAUUGUGAUUCGCAGUACCUGUUUUCAGUCAUUAUCGCAUUAUAACAGUUGACACUGAUAGGACAGUUUUUGUUUUAAUAAAUGAUGUUUAUGGAGCCCCGCUUCAUGAAGUAGAUUGUAGUAAUAUGGCAACAACUGUGACUGAUUUAAGCCCGGCACAGUGAGCUAACUGUGUCUCUGGUGGGUUUGUGCACUGUCUGGGUAUGUACAGCUCCAUGAGUACAUGUCUGUUUAAGUAUGGGUGUAUACGCUGUAUGUGUGAAUAUCUCUGUAAAUACAUAUUAUUAUUUCUUCUUCCUUUUUUUUUUUUUAUUUUUUUAAACUAAGUGGGAUUGUUGACUGUCUGACAGUUCGUGAUGGGGUGUGAUGCCAGUCAGCAGCACAAAACACAAAAUGGUCUAUGGAACAGUGUUUAAAUGUGUCAAUGUUAAGGUUUUUUGGUUUUGUUUGUUUGUUUUUAACAAUUGUAGGAUUUUUUUUUUAAUGUGUGCUGCUUUACCAGCUGAUGAGAUCACCUCCAGGUCUUUGGGAUCCUGUGGAAAGGAGCAGUAGGAUUUCCUCUCCAGGUUGCAGACACUACAAACUCAAUCCAAACAGGGAAUUCAUAUCAGAGAAAAUGUUAUCUGGGAUUUUUAAAAAUUAUUAUUUAAAGAAGGAAACAAAAAAUUGUCAUGCUGCUUCCUUAGCAAGUCUUAACCACCCACCCUCAGAUGAACCAAGCUGUUGUGUAAUGCUGCUCUGGCAAACGCUCCAGAGCCUCAGUGUGGCUUCUUGUGAUGUUGUACUUAACCAGUAGAAGAAGGACUGUACGGAAACAAAUAAAAAUAGAUUUUCUUUAA
Messenger RNA from Haplochromis burtoni (Burton's mouthbrooder), 4464 nucleotides. RefSeq names its product selenoprotein I (gene selenoi). NCBI's taxonomy places the organism in Eukaryota, Metazoa, Chordata, Actinopteri, Cichliformes, Cichlidae. Gene Ontology annotation, cellular component: endoplasmic reticulum membrane; Golgi apparatus. Gene Ontology annotation, biological process: phosphatidylethanolamine biosynthetic process. Gene Ontology annotation, molecular function: ethanolaminephosphotransferase activity. The record is from RefSeq and is a predicted model, not a curated record. The transcript has 11 exons.